Rhinichthys klamathensis goyatoka is the source of this 1933-nucleotide messenger RNA. It is a transcript of the gene nr1h3, whose product is annotated as nuclear receptor subfamily 1, group H, member 3. The record is from RefSeq and is a predicted model, not a curated record. Lineage: Eukaryota; Metazoa; Chordata; Actinopteri; Cypriniformes; Leuciscidae. Bases 325 to 1677 code for a protein of 450 amino acids. The transcript is spliced from 11 exons. Gene Ontology annotation, biological process: cell differentiation; negative regulation of transcription by RNA polymerase II; lipid metabolic process. Gene Ontology annotation, molecular function: zinc ion binding; RNA polymerase II cis-regulatory region sequence-specific DNA binding; nuclear receptor activity.
UGUGAUUGUAUGUAGCCAUCUUAGAGCUCUCCCUCUCUCCACGGCCUACCUAACUUAGGCGUUUCUCUCUUCACAUCGGCAGUGUAAAGUUCACCGUGUAGGAUUAAAGACCUUGUCAUCAGCAGCAAAGCGAGUCAGAAACCUGUGACACUGAAGUGAAGAGUCUAUUAUAGGAGAGAAAUUUCCUCUGAUGGCAUCCAGACUAUUGGAGAGAAAAAACGUGAUGUGCUGUUAGUGAUGCAGAGAACAACAUGGAUAGACAAUAACAAAUCAUCAUUCUAGGGGUGCAGUGCUGGUUCGUUAUGACAAGUGGCUGUGUGGAAGAUGUCCACCCUUUCUACGACUGAUAUCACUGAUGUUGGUCAUGACCCAGCCCUAAAAGAAAUGUGUGUUGUCGGCAUGUAUACAGGGGACUCACUGUGCUGUGCCAGUGAAGAGGGCCCUUCAGCACUGACAGCAGAAGUGAAACAGGAGACUCUCAGUCAAACGGCCCCAUACAGCACCUCACACAAUGAGCUCAUGGAGCCCAGCGACAUCAAGAUGUACCCCUCAGACGACACCCCUCCACCAGGGGGUCAGCCAGCGAAGAGAAAGAAGGGCCCUGCUCCCAAGAUGUUGGGGAAUGAGGUGUGUAGCGUAUGUGGAGACAAAGCAUCUGGCUUUCAUUAUAAUGUGCUGAGCUGUGAGGGCUGUAAAGGUUUCUUCAGACGCAGCGUGAUCAAAGGAGCUCAGUACAACUGCAAGAACUCCGGCCGUUGCGAGAUGGACAUGUACAUGCGCCGCAAGUGUCAGCAGUGCCGUCUGCGCAAGUGCAGGGAGGCGGGCAUGCUGGAGCAAUGUGUGCUGUCAGAAGAGCAGAUCCGACUGAAGAAGAUGAAAAAACAGGAAGAAGAGACGGCACGUACCUCUACAGUGGCAACACCCAGCCCUGCCCCUGAGAUGCCACCUCUGGCUCCUGAACAGCAGGAGAUGAUCGAAAAGCUGGUGUCCAUGCAGAAGCAGUGCAACAAACGCUCUUUUCUUGAUCGGCCCAAAGUCACUCCAUGGCCACAGAAUCAAGACCCAUUAAACCGAGAGGUUCGACAACAGCGGUUUGCUCAUUUCACUGAGCUGGCCAUCAUGUCUGUGCAGGAGAUUGUAGACUUUGCUAAACAGCUGCCUGGCUUCCUGGAGCUCACCCGAGAGGACCAGAUCGCCUUGCUGAAGACCUCAACUAUUGAGAUCAUGCUGCUAGAGACUUCCAGACGUUAUAACCCAGCAAUAGACAGCAUCACCUUCCUCAAAGACUUCAGCUACAAUAAAGAGGAUUUCGCCAAAGCAGGGCUGCAGGUUGAGUUCAUCAACCCCAUCUUUGAGUUUUCAAAAGGCAUGAAUGACCUCCACCUGGAUGAGGCAGAGUACGCUUUGCUCAUCGCUAUCAACAUUUUCUCAGCAGACCGACCGAACGUGCAGGAUCAUGAGUUAGUGGAAAGACUACAGCAGCCAUAUGUGGACGCCCUGCACUCCUACAUCAGAAUAAAACGACCCAAUGAUCAUCUGAUGUUUCCCCGAAUGCUGAUGAAGCUGGUCAGCCUCCGCACACUGAGCAGCGUCCACUCAGAGCAAGUCUUUGCUCUGCGCCUCCAAGACAAGAAACUCCCGCCUCUACUUUCUGAAAUUUGGGACGUGCAUGAGUGAGCCAGACCUCCCCCUUCAGGACAGAAUGAGCUAUUGUCAGGGAAACCUGGGUGGGCAAGAGUCGUCUACAGACCGAACACAUGGUCCUUAAGGGCUGAAAUGUCUCCCAGAGUCACGAGGAGCCUGGUUUUAUCAUUCUCUUCCUUGACUUCUAUAUUUUGGACCCAGUGGUCAGUGAGCUGCUUCCUUUGAAUGUGCUUUUGAUAGACUGUAUGGCCAGAAGUAGCUCAGGGACCGAUCAAAACAGGUAGUCGGA